AACUACACGCCGGUCGCAUGGGUGAACCCAGCAUGUGGCGUCGUAUCUCAGUUAGUACUAUAAACCUGAUUAUGACGCUUGGAAUACGCCUGAAUCGGCCCCGCUUUCUGUGCAUAACGCCUUUCCUCGCUGCCUCAAGAUCCCCCGUGCAGAAUGUCCACGUCACCGGCUUCUGCAUCACCCGCGGGCUUCUCGAGUACUUUUCCCAGCAUAUCGACAUUGAUAUCCGGCACGAGAAACGUCGUCCGACCUGCAAACUCUACGGAUACUUCACCCGCGCGACGAUCUCGGCGCACACUUACGCAAUCAACGCGACGGAAGUCUGAUGCGCGACGACGGAGGCCGCGCCACGCUCGAGGCCGCCUCGUCAACUUGCCUUGGCGAGUUGAGCCGCAUACAUACAUAGCGCGGGCCUACCCCACCCAACGGCACGACAUGUCGACAGUGACUCGAACACGUGUCACUACGUUCGCCGCGGGAUUUUGGCGGGACCGAGUGAGUAGCCCACGCGCGGACAAGGCGCGCUACUUUGGGAGCGGCUCAAAGCCUGCCGAAUGGAGAUAGAGCAAUGAUCUCGCAGAGGUCGACUUUUCCUCCCUGCCCCCUUCCUCCUCGCGCGGUCUCGGCCCUGUGACGCGUCACGCCCAUCCUCGUGUACCCUCUGCGCAUGCUCUGGCGAGCUCUGCUGAACACCGGACGCGUUGUCGACGAUGC
Molecule: messenger RNA, 714 nt
Organism: Schizophyllum commune H4-8
Lineage: Eukaryota; Fungi; Basidiomycota; Agaricomycetes; Agaricales; Schizophyllaceae
Exons: 3
Coding region: 154-564 (136 amino acids)
Source: RefSeq, a predicted model, not a curated record